AUGGUUAAGACAGGAAGUAGAACUCUCAAUCGUGCUGAAGUUUGUCGCGAAGCUGAACAAGAAUGGAACAAGAUUAAAUCUAAGAAUGAAACAGAAAUUGAUGUUAUUAUUAAAAAUUACCUUGAUACACCAUUUAAUCUAUAUGAUAUACAAACUUUAAGACCAAGGC
Molecule: messenger RNA, 169 nt
Organism: Funneliformis geosporum
Lineage: Eukaryota; Fungi; Glomeromycota; Glomeromycetes; Glomerales; Glomeraceae
Source: the annotation of a GenBank genome assembly